UUGCAGCGUCAUCGCCGGCAGCUUUUUGAAUGAAGUGAGGCAAGGCAAGGCAAGGCAAGGCAAGUGGAUAGCGACAGAAGCCCAUAGUGUCUCUAGAGCCUUCAACUCCGAAAAGUAGCGCGGCAGAUCAGCGGAGGAGCCAUGCCAGUGUUCACAGUGAAUGUGAAAUGGGGAAAGGAGAAGUUUGAUGGAGUGGAGCUGAAUACAGAUGAACCUCCAAUGGUUUUCAAGGCACAGCUUUUUGCUCUUACUGGGGUUCAGCCAGAUAGGCAGAAGGUGAUGUUGAAAGGAGGGACACUAAAGGAUGAUGAAUGGGGAAACAUAAAAUUAAAAAAUGGAAUGACAUUGUUAAUGAUGGGCUCAGCUGAUGCUCUACCAGAGGAGCCUUCUGUUCGACCAGUUUUUGUUGAAGACAUGACAGAAGAGCAGCUAGCAUCAGCUAUGGAAUUACCCUGCGGUCUAACAAAUCUUGGUAACACUUGCUAUAUGAAUGCUACCGUCCAGUGUCUGCGAUCAGUACCAGAACUCAAAGAGUCCUUGCGGAGUUAUGCAGGAGUCUUGAGUGCGUCAGGAGCGAAUGCAUCAUCACAGUACAUUACAGCAGCACUAAGGGAUCUUUACGAAUCCAUGGACAAAACAUCAUCAAGUAUUCCUCCUAUCAUCCUUUUGCAGUUUUUGCACAUGGCUUUCCCUCAGUUUGCAGAGAAAGGAGAUCAAGGCCAAUAUCUCCAACAGGAUGCCAAUGAGUGCUGGUUGCAAAUUAUGAGAGUAUUACAGCAAAAACUGGAACCACAAGUGAGUGAUGCACCAAUGGAGACUGAAUCUGGAACAGCAGAGUCUGCCUCAGCAAAGAAGAACUUUAUAGAUCAAUUCUUUGGUAUAGAGUUUGAAACCACCAUGAAAUGCACAGAAUCAGAAAGUGAAGAGCCAACAAAAGGGAAGGAGAAUCAGCUUCAGCUGAGCUGUUUUAUUAAUCAGGAGGUCAAGUACUUGUUCACUGGUCUCAGAUUGCGUCUUCAAGAGGAAAUCACAAAGAUGUCUGAGUCGUUGAAUAGGAAUGCUUUAUACAUUAAAUCUUCCAAAAUCAGCCGCUUACCUGCAUAUCUAACAGUUCAGAUGGUUCGCUUUUUCUACAAAGAGAAGGAAUCAGUAAAUGCCAAAGUUCUCAAGGAUGUAAAAUUUCCAUUAAUGCUGGAUGUAUUUGAACUGUGCACAACUGGGGUACAAGAGAAAAUGGCAGCAGUUCGUUCAAAAUUCAAGGAUGUAGAGGAUAAGAAAUUAAGUGAGCAACAGAAACAACAUGAAAAGGGAAAUAAAGUUAGUACCCCAUUAAAAGACGUCAAAUAUGAGCCUUUUUCAUUUCCAGAUGAUACUGGCUCUAAUAACAGCGGUUAUUACGACUUGCAGGCAGUUCUGACACACCAAGGAAGGUCUAGUUCAUCUGGUCAUUAUGUGGCCUGGGUCAAAAGGAAAACAGAAGAGUGGGUCAAGUUUGAUGAUGACAAGGUGAGCGUCGUGUCUCCCGAAGAUAUUCUUAAACUGUCUGGAGGUGGAGACUGGCAUAUAGCUUAUGUUCUUUUGUAUGGACCCCGUCGACUAGAAAUACUUGAAGAUGAAGAGCAAUAAUUGUGACUGAUAAACUAAUUGCCAUUUUCAAGCACUGUCUGCAUAGAUGUGCAAUAAAUAUUGGUGUCUUUCUAAUUCUCCCAGACCUUACACGGUCUGCAACCGAUGCUCCAGACAUCUUUCUUUCAUUCAAUGAAGCACUUAACUUCCCUCAGCCCGCCUCAGAUUAUGAAAUCCCCUAAUUGUCCGGUGAUUGAUGUCUAAAAUUGCAUUCCAACUUAAUGAUUUUUCUAAGUGUAAAUAUUAAGCAGACGGGUUAUUUUUAAAAGGUCUUAAAGUGAUACACUGAAUAAUUGGACUCAUUUGUACCUUAUUUAUUGCGACUUACCAAUUUCAAACAUUUUUGUGGAAGUCUGUGCUAUUUGCAUACUCGUAUGCAGAUCAGAAAGCAAAUGUUGGACAUUUUGCAGGUUUCCCCUCUUGUACUAUGCAGGAGUGUGUAUUCAUUACGCAUUUUUAAAUACUGAAUGAGGGAAACUUUGUUGCAUCUGAACGCUGACGUACAGACUCAAGUUUACAGAAUAGUUCAGUUUGCGUAAGCCUUUGAAUGGCAAGCAACUGAUAACUGUUAAAAUAGUUAAACACGGUUAAAGUUCAUUUAUCUUUACCUGUGUGAAAACUGCCUUAAAGCACCCACUGGAAAGGUUUUUUUUGGUCGUGUAAGAGAAUUCUUCACUUCCUUGACGUUGGUCGUCUUACAUUUGGUUGAUUACAGUGGGGAAAAACAACUAAUUAUUGCACACCUAUGCUGCUCGUCCAUUAGUCUUUACUGUUGCAUGGGUAAUUCCAUCAUCCUUCAGUGUGCUGUCGUUUGCCUUCUGCUGCCUUACUCCUUCUAGGCUGGAAGGUCCAAGGAAAUCUGUUGCCUCACUUUGUAAUUCAGUGCUGCUCUGCCCAAAGUAUAUACAACCGUUACGGCCACUGCUGUGUAAACCCUCACAGGGUGGCUGGCUACCUUUAAGAUUUUUUUUGUCAAAUUAUUGAUGCUGGCUUUUCGUAAACAUUGGAAAAAAUAAAAUCUGUCCAUUUAAAGUUA
Polypterus senegalus (gray bichir) is the source of this 2662-nucleotide messenger RNA. RefSeq names its product ubiquitin specific peptidase 14 (tRNA-guanine transglycosylase) (gene usp14). Gene Ontology annotation, molecular function: cysteine-type deubiquitinase activity; proteasome binding; protein binding. Gene Ontology annotation, biological process: regulation of proteasomal protein catabolic process; protein deubiquitination; proteasome-mediated ubiquitin-dependent protein catabolic process. NCBI's taxonomy places the organism in Eukaryota, Metazoa, Chordata, Cladistia, Polypteriformes, Polypteridae. The transcript has 16 exons. The record is from RefSeq and is a predicted model, not a curated record. The coding region runs from base 142 to 1626 and encodes 494 amino acids.